Messenger RNA from Hemisphaericaspora subhashii, 1107 nucleotides. RefSeq names its product phosphoglycerate mutase family protein. The transcript has a single exon. Lineage: Eukaryota; Fungi; Ascomycota; Pichiomycetes; Serinales; Debaryomycetaceae. Bases 1 to 1107 code for a protein of 368 amino acids. Gene Ontology annotation, cellular component: cytoplasm. Gene Ontology annotation, molecular function: phosphatase activity. The record is from RefSeq and is a predicted model, not a curated record.
AUGAAAUUAGCAUAUUUCAUAUUAUACGCAUUAAUAUCUGGAACAAGUAUCCUAAACUCAACCACUCAUCUCCCAACCCUCUCGGCUCCCACAAACUAUUUCCUUCAAAGUGACCCUUCAACCCCAACCGACGCCUCAUUACCCAAUUUCGGUUUGAAUAAGAACUAUACCUGGCAAACAGUACUCGAGAAUCUACAACCUAACCAAAAGUUAUUCUUCAUCCAACGACACGGAGACGCAUAUCACAACAUAGCCCCAAGUUUAUUUUCACCCACUGAUUGGAAUUGUUAUUGGCAAUUCCAACCAGGAGAUGGGAACAUCACUUGGGAAGAUGCAGAAUUGACCCCGACAGGCCAGGAAGAAAUACGAUCCCUCUCGACUCAAAUCCAAAACACGACAGAUUUCCCCGAAGUGGAGGUAUAUUAUGUCAGCCCUUUGAGGAGGACACUUGAGACUUGGGAUCUAACAUGGAGAAAUCAUACUGAUAAAAUACCCACCAUUAAGGAAUUAUCAAGAGAGACAUAUGGAUUAGAUACCGAAAGUGAACGACAUUCAGAAUCAUACAUUUCCGAAAACUACCCCGGAUUUGAUUUUGAGCUGGGAUUUCUGGAAGAGGAUGUUUUAUGGACUCCAAAUGUGCGUGAAAAUAGUCAACAUCGGAAUUUUCGAGCUGCUACUUUGUUGACGGAUAUAUUCAGGUCCAAUAAUGGGACAAAUGUGAUCAGUAUCGUUUCUCAUGCAAAUUUGAUCCUGUCGAUAUUACAAGUCGUGGGACAUCGGUCAUGGUCAUUGGCUACCGGGGGUAUGAUCCCGGUUGUGAUUGGGAUAAAUGAUGUAUAUAUGGAUUAUGAAUUGAAUCAACGAUGGUUGGAUUAUAGUGAUCUUUGUUCCAAUUCGAAGUUUACUAAGACAAUGACGUUUACUACUGGGAGAACUAAUUUUCCCGAUGUGACAACUACGAUUGAAGCAGGUUUGAGUACAUUAGGGCUGACGAAUACGUCUGAAACUAGUAGCGAAUCCCAUUCGACAAAGACAAACACGGCGAAUUAUGGUUUAAAGGGGGCAUCUUUUAAUGGAUUGCUUUUGGUUCUACUAUUAUUUAUUUAG